Messenger RNA from Helianthus annuus (common sunflower), 2331 nucleotides. Its product is annotated as exocyst complex component EXO70A1. Gene Ontology annotation, molecular function: phosphatidylinositol-4,5-bisphosphate binding. Gene Ontology annotation, cellular component: exocyst. The transcript has 12 exons. NCBI's taxonomy places the organism in Eukaryota, Viridiplantae, Streptophyta, Magnoliopsida, Asterales, Asteraceae. Gene Ontology annotation, biological process: exocytosis. The record is from RefSeq and is a predicted model, not a curated record. Bases 224 to 2122 code for a protein of 632 amino acids.
AUCCAAACUCAACAACACCCAUUAUUCUUAUGCCAUGAUACCACCACCACCUCCUCUACAUUACAUGCUUUCUAUACACUCAACACUCUUUCAAUUCAACAACACAUUUUCACUCCAACUAUUCCCUUUUUCAGUCUCUAUACACUCAUACUCUUUCAAUUCAACAACACAUUUUCACUCCAACUAUCCCCUUUUUCACAAUUCUCCUAAACUCAACUAACUCAUGGGUGUUCCAAUUCCACCCGAUAAUCUGACCCAAAAAGCAGCCAUGAUGAGAGAAUCACUGCACAAGACUCAAUCAAUCACUGAUAACAUGGUUUCCAUUUUGGGUUCUUUUGAUCACCGUUUAUCUGCCCUUGAAUCAGCCAUGCGUCCAACUCAGAUAAGGACACAUGGUAUACGUAGAGCUCAUGAGAACAUUGAUAAGACCUUGAAGGCUGCUAAUGUUAUAUUGAACAAAUUCGAUCUUUCUCGUGAGGCUGAGGCUAAAAUACUUAAAGGCCCACGUGAGAAUCUUGAAGGCUAUCUUGAAGCUAUUGAGCAACUAAGAAGCAAUAUUCGGUUUUUUACCGACAACAAAAGCUUUAAGAGCAGCGAUGGGGUGGUCAACCAUGCGAAUAAUUUGCUUUCCAAGGCUAUCUCCAAAUUGGAACAUGAAUUUAAGCAGCUAUUAUCAUCAUACAGCAAACCUGUGGAACCCGAUCGGUUAUACGAGUGCCUACCUAAUUCUCUAAGGCCAUCAUCUGGAUCACCUGACCCGAGUGGCAAGAACCCUUCUAAUAGCCGUACGGGUCCCACCACUGCAGAAAACGCUGUUUAUAAUCCUCCGGUUCUGAUACCACCUAGGGUUCUACCCCUGCUUCAUGAUUUAGCUCAACAUAUGGUGCAUGCUGGUCACACUCAGCAGUGUUUGAUUAUUUACAGGGAUACGCGUUCUCAAGUCCUGCAAGAAAGCCUUCACCAAUUGGGAGUUGAAAAGCUUAGUAAAGAUGAUGUACAAAAGAUACAAUGGGAGGUUUUGGAGCUCAAAAUUGGGACUUGGAUUCAUUUUAUGCGAAUUGCAGUAAAAUUAUUAUUUGCUGCUGAAAGAAAAGUUUGUGAUCAAAUGUUUGACGGCAUUGAUUCCCUUAAGGACCAGUGUUUUGCUGAUGUCACUAAAGGUAGUGUUGCAAUGUUACUUAGUUUUGGAGAUGCAAUUGCCAAAAGCAAAAGAUCACCCGAGAAAUUAUUUGUGCUUCUUGACAUGUAUGAGAUUAUGCGCGAGCUUCACUCCGAGAUUGAAACACUUUUUAGCGGUAAAGCGUGCAAAGAGAUUAGAGAAGCAGCAGUAGGUUUGACUAGAAGACUCGCCCAGACAGCAAAAGACACAUUCGGAGAUUUUGAGGAAGCAGUUGAAAAAGACGCAACAAGAACGGCUGUUGCCGAUGGAACCGUUCAUCCUCUUACAAGCUAUGUGAUUAACUAUGUGAAAUUCUUAUUCGACUAUCAAUCAACAUUGAAGCAACUAUUCCACGAGUUUGAAAACUCAAACGACUCGAACGCUGAGCUGGCGUCUGUAACAAUGCGAAUAAUGCAGGCCCUUCAAAUCAAUUUAGAAGGAAAGUCAAAGCAGUAUAAGGAUCCUGCAUUGACCAACUUGUUCUUAAUGAAUAAUAUUCACUAUAUGGUUCGAUCCGUGCGCAGAUCUGAAGCAAAGGAUUUGUUAGGGGAUGACUGGGUGCAAAGACAUAGAAGAACCGUACAACAAUAUGCUAAUCAAUAUAAAAGAAUCGCAUGGGCCAAGAUUCUACAAAGUCUCUCAGUUCAAGGUUUGACUUCAUCAGGAGGUGACGGUGGAAACAGUAGCGGGGCUUCACGAGCUCUUAUAAAAGACAGAUUAAAGAUUUUUAAUCUUCAAUUUGAGGAACUUCAUCAAAGGCAAUCUCAGUGGACUGUUCCUGAUUCGGAGCUUAGAGAAUCGUUAAGACUUGCGGUUGCUGAAGUCUUGUUGCCUGCAUACAGAUCCUUCAUUAAACGUUUUGGGGUUCUUGUGGAAAAUGGGAAGAAUCCUCACAAGUACAUAAGGUAUACGGCGGAGGAUCUUGAUCGGAUGCUUGGUGAAUUUUUUGAGGGUAAGACUUAAAAAAUGCAUCUGCAUCAGGGUGACAAAAGGGUAUAUGUGUAAUUUCCAAUCUACCCUUUUUUAAAGGUGUUUUGCCUCUUAUAAAACUACUUUGCUUAAUUUUGUAUAGAUUAUAAAGAAGAUGAGAUUCGUGUUUUUUGUGUUGUAUGCUAUAACAGAAUUUCAAUACUAUUUUUAUGAUUAUAUAGUAUAUGAGUAUAUUCGGUUUA